AUGGAUGUCUAUGGUACGGCAGUGACGGCCAUUACCCAAGUCUACCAGGUAACCGUCUUCAUCCAAGGCGUCAUCUCCGACAUCAAAGCCUUUGACGACGACCGGGCCGAGAUCCGGCUGAAGCUCAAUGUGCAACUCUCCACCCUGCUCUUCUUCAAACGCACCUUCUUCCACCCCGAGCAUGGCCUCCUGCUCCCGGGAAAGGCGGACCCUUUCAUCGCAGACACCGUCGAAGGGCUACUGGUGCAGAUGCGAAAGACUCUCGCCGAGUACGAGCUCGUCGCCGCCAAGUACGGUCUCGUAGACGAGGAGCUCGCCAUCGAGCCUGAAAAGCCUGCCAAGACGCAGGAGUCGCUGCUAGAGCGCGCAAAGAGCAAGGCCCGGUCGCUCAAACUCAAGGGAAUGGCGGAGAGCGAUCACCAGGGACUGAGGAGCAGUGGUCUGGAGCCGGUGAUGAAGCGGCGGACGCUGGCCGAGACCAAGGCGCCGGCUAAUUACCAGAGCCUACCUGGCACGAUCGCCGAAGAAGGCAAGACGACUGGGGGCUUCCGACUGGGGUGCUGGUCUUCCUCGGAGUCUGAGGCGAUGACGGUGAUUGUCGAGUACCACGAGUACGAGAGCAUGCUCAAACGCGACGACCUCGAGCCGGACGAAAUCGAAGAACUCAAAGAACCGAUCCGCAAUCUCGCCUGGCUGCUGCAGAACACAACCUUCACCGGCACGUCCACACCCUCCGACUCGCUCAACCAGCCAAAGAUCUACGCCCUCGAAUGCCUCGGCUUCAUCGACCAACCCACCAACGAGCGCAGCGUCUUCCUCUACAGACUCCCCCCCUCAGAGCCCACCGCAGACGCAACCCUAACAACCCUACACGCCUUCAUCAACGCAGUCGACAGCCAGACCAAACGUCCACUGAAGAAACCCUCCCUGAACGACCGCUUCAGCAUGGCGCACAGCCUCGCCCUGACCCUCUCCAACCUGCACGCCUCGGCCUGGCUCCACAAAAACAUCUGGAGCAGGGGCAUCCUCCUCUUCCUCGAGACCCCCACCGGACCCAGCGCAUCCGGCCUCUACGAGCACCGUCUCAGCCAUUCGGCCCUCACCCCAGGCGACACGCCCAGAAUCGUCUCCUACCUCAGCGACUGGGGCUACGCGCGCUCGGUGCAGCAAGGCACAGACAUGCGCUCCGACUUCGAGGUCGAGCCGAAUCUCUACCGGCAUCCGAGCCGGCAGGGCCGGCCGACGCAGCAGUUCAGUCGCGAGCACGAUAUCUACGCGCUUGGGGUGGUCUUACUUGAGAUCGGGCUGUGGGUGACGCUGUCGCGACUGAUGGAGGGGAAGAUCCGCGAGGCGGAGAAGAGCGGGCGGCUGCCGCGGCCGAAGAAGGUGCUUGAGGAUCUGAUUGCGCUGGCGCAGCAGGGGUUGCCGAAGGAGAUGGGGGCGGGGUAUACGAGGGCUGUGCUGGCCUGUCUGCGGGGGGAGUUUCGGGGACGUGAGGGGCCGGCGUUGGCGGUGGAUUUUCAGGAGAAGGUUGUGGAUGUUCUUGCUGGGGGGGUUGAGGUGUAG
This is a messenger RNA of Aspergillus thermomutatus, 1566 nucleotides long. RefSeq lists its product as uncharacterized. Gene Ontology annotation, molecular function: protein kinase activity; ATP binding. The record is from RefSeq and is a predicted model, not a curated record. NCBI's taxonomy places the organism in Eukaryota, Fungi, Ascomycota, Eurotiomycetes, Eurotiales, Aspergillaceae. The coding region runs from base 1 to 1566 and encodes 521 amino acids. The transcript has 2 exons. Gene Ontology annotation, biological process: protein phosphorylation.